Messenger RNA from Solea solea (common sole), 988 nucleotides. It is a transcript of the gene park7, whose product is annotated as parkinson protein 7. The record is from RefSeq and is a predicted model, not a curated record. Gene Ontology annotation, molecular function: protein deglycase activity. NCBI's taxonomy places the organism in Eukaryota, Metazoa, Chordata, Actinopteri, Pleuronectiformes, Soleidae. The coding region runs from base 117 to 686 and encodes 189 amino acids. The transcript is spliced from 6 exons. Gene Ontology annotation, biological process: protein deglycation, glyoxal removal; guanine deglycation, glyoxal removal. Gene Ontology annotation, cellular component: cytosol; nucleus.
GCAGACCUGGCAACCCUGCUCCUGUCAAAUCCUCGCUCUAGAACAUGCCAACUCCUGCUGGAAGUUACUCGCACUCGUCUUCAGUGUAAUCGUCUGCUGUCUCUCACACAGUCGCCAUGGCAGUAAAGAGAGCGUUAGUGAUUCUGUCUAAAGGUGCAGAGGAGAUGGAAACGGUUAUUCCCGUGGACAUCAUGCGCAGAGCCGGGAUUGAAGUUACGGUUGCGGGACUUAUUGGUAAAGAGCCAGUCCAUUGCAGCAGAAACGUGGUGAUCUGUCCUGAUGCCAGUCUGGAAGAUGCCAGAAAAAAGGGUCCUUAUGAUGUGGUGCUUCUGCCAGGGGGAAUGCCAGGGGCCCAGAAUCUGGCAGAGUCUCCUGUUGUUAAAGAGGUGCUGAAAGAACAAGAUGGCAGAAAAGGCCUGAUUGCAGCCAUCUGUGCAGGUCCCACUGCUCUUCUGGCACAUGGCAUCGGCUACGGCAGCACAGUCACGACACAUCCUGCCAUGAAGGAGAAGAUGAUGGCUGGAGACCACUAUAAAUAUUCAGAAGCUCGAGUGCAGAAGGAUGGACAUUACAUCACCAGCCGUGGGCCAGGAACCAGCUUUGAGUUUGCCCUGACGAUUGUAGAGGAACUUAUGGGGACUGAGGUUGUAGCUCAAGUCAAGGCUCCGCUUAUGAUGAAAGACUGAAUGUUGCUGUGUUCGCCUCCUGCCUGCAAACAGCACUGCCAGCUAUACAAGCUCACCACUACUGAGACAGCAAAUCCAGUGUAGCUGGCACAAAAAGUCAAAGGCACUAUAGUGACUAAUCAUUCUCCCUGGGAAAAUGUUGGCGAUUCUGUUGUCUUCCUUUUCUUAGUCUGCACUAAAGUGUACCAUUAUGUCACUGAAACACAAUAUGGAUAAAUAGAUUUUGUUUAAUUUCCCACAAAUUGCUUAAUUGUCCUGGCUUGUUCUCUUGUUACACUUGCCAUUAAAAACAUUCAUGUGUC